AUGGUCGGUUCAUACAUUGCAGAGGACCGAUGGGCUUCGCAGCAACUGGAGACGCCUUCUGCCUGCGAGGUGAUAUGGCCCUUCAAGGUGUCCAAAACUGUGUUAAGCCCAACCUUUACGUCCCCUGAUGAGUCCCAAGAGAACAUUUGUUUUGGAACCACCGACCUGAUGAAGCAUUUCAAACGUGUCAAGUUAGCUCUCACCAGUCCACCAGUUCUCGCCCUCUUUGACCCAGACCUACCUGUUGUUCUUCAGACGGACGCUUCACGCCUCCACGGCAUUGGAUAUGCCCUCCUGCAGGGACCCCCCCAUGGUUUUAAGGACACCUGCGCUAGGUUUCAGCCUACAGAAUUUUACUCUGAUGACGGAUCAUCGGCCCUCAUACCUAUUCUGAACAGUUAUACGCUGGAUGCCAUCGAGAACUCUCGUCUCCAGCGCCUCAAGGAGAAAUCUCGCACCUACAUCUUUACAGCUGUGUGGCGUGCGGGUAAGUUGCUGUGCAUUCCCGGAUGCAUUGUCUCGCGCCCCAGUCAGCCACCCCACACAGGAGGACGAGAUCUCCGGUGCUUCUUCCGCUGCUCAUCUUCGAACUGUCAUGGCUGUGAAUGCCGUUACGCUUUCAGACGAGUCUCCAGCUCAGGAUCCGACAGGAUACUUCAGGAUCUUCGUGACACAGCGAAAGCAGAUCCUGCGUAUACUCAUCUACUCGAUUGUGUCACAUCAGGAUUUCCUCGCAACAGAUAUGACCUUCACAAUUCCUUACUUCCUUAUUGGAAACUACGUGAAGAUCUCUACGCCGAUGGUGACCUUGUCCUGUAUGGAGCAAGGGUUGUAGUUCCUGCCGCUCUCCGUUGUCGCACCUUGUCCCACUUGCAUGACAGCCACAGAGGUGUGGAAGCAACCAAGCGCAGGGCAAGGCAGUCAGUUUUCUGGCCUGGCAUUGACUCUGAUAUUGCCAACACAGUCAGAGCUUGUGAGGCAUGUCAGACAUUGCAGCCAUCUCAGCCGCAGGAACCUCUAAUGAAUGACGACAACCCGACAAGACCUUUCGAGUCCGUCUCAGCCGACUUCUUUGUGGUUGCAGGGAAGUCUUUCCUCGUCGUAGUCGAUCGCCUGUCAGGAUGGCCUGUUGUCGCACCCUGCCAAGGUGAUACUACCGCUUCCAAUACUAUCAGGAUCUUCUGCCACUAUUUCCGUGAAGUUGGUGUCCCCCUUCGCCUAAGGGACAGAUGGAGGCCGGCCCCCAAUUCACCAGCGCAGAGUUCAAGGAUUUUAUGA
Molecule: messenger RNA, 1278 nt
Organism: Macrobrachium nipponense
Lineage: Eukaryota; Metazoa; Arthropoda; Malacostraca; Decapoda; Palaemonidae
Exons: 3
Coding region: 1-1278 (425 amino acids)
Molecular function (GO): nucleic acid binding
Source: RefSeq, a predicted model, not a curated record